Messenger RNA from Drosophila bipectinata, 2820 nucleotides. RefSeq names its product L-type amino acid transporter sobremesa (gene sbm). Gene Ontology annotation, cellular component: membrane. The record is from RefSeq and is a predicted model, not a curated record. Gene Ontology annotation, molecular function: L-amino acid transmembrane transporter activity. NCBI's taxonomy places the organism in Eukaryota, Metazoa, Arthropoda, Insecta, Diptera, Drosophilidae. Gene Ontology annotation, biological process: amino acid transmembrane transport.
CGCGGACAGUUGCCUGAGAAUUGCCGCCCACAGCGCUUGAUUUUGUCGCGCCGUUUUCCCCGUUAGAUUUCACCGAUUCCCAAAUACCGAUUCCCGUUUGGCCGUUUUUCAUAAUUCGUUUCUUUUUUUUUCGCUGAGAGCUGAAAUUCGCGGCGAAAUAAUUUUAGCAACUUGUUAUCCGUCCAUGCCAUGCGCGAUAAAAUAUCACAACUAUUUUGCUUGCAAAAAAACGCAUGCAAAAAUAAUUCAACAGAUAAUAGAGGACAUAAUGUGCCAACAAAAGCAACGAGCAACGGGACAAUGUGCGCCAAUGGGUCUCUUGGAACAGAAGGGCCCGAAGCGCCAGAGACCGACACAUCAGGGACCGGGCGGAUGCGGAAGCCGCUGGAGAGGAAUGGCUCAGCGCAGAACCACGCUGUUCACCUCGAGAGAAGGCUGGGCCUCUUCAGUGGGGUGGCUUUAAUUGUUGGAACUAUGAUAGGGUCUGGAAUUUUUGUGUCACCCUCCGGUUUACUGGUUCGCACUGGUUCCGUUGGAGUUAGCUUUAUAAUCUGGCUUGCCUGUGGUCUGCUCUCCCUGCUGGGCGCUCUGGCAUAUGCUGAACUUGGCACAAUGAACACUUCGUCGGGGGCGGAGUGGGCGUACUUUAUGGACGCCUAUGGACCGGCGCCGGCGUUCCUGUUCUCAUGGGUGUCGACUCUGGUGUUGAAGCCAUCUCAAAUGGCUAUAAUAUGCUUAUCAUUUGCCCAAUAUGCCGUUGAGGCUUUUAUAACGGAAUGCGAUCCGCCGAAGGGCGUUGUCAAGAUGGUUGCUUUGGUGGCAAUUGUGAUGAUCCUGUUCGUGAACUGCUACAGUGUUAACCUGGGCAUGGCCGUUCAGAAUAUAUUCACCGCCGCCAAACUGGUCGCCGUGGUGAUCGUCAUCUGCGGCGGUGCCUACAAACUGAUGCAGGGCAACACCCAGCACCUGGCGAAUGCAUUUAAUGGUCCGAUGCCUAACAUGGGCGCCAUCGCCACAGCCUUUUACACGGGCCUGUGGGCAUACGAUGGCUGGAACAAUCUGAAUUACGUCACCGAGGAGAUCAAGAACCCCAGCAAGAACCUACCCCGCUCCAUCAUUAUUGGCAUCCCCCUGGUUACCCUGUGCUAUGCCCUCAUCAAUAUCUCCUAUCUGGCGGCCAUGUCCCCGCAGGAGAUGAUCGAGUCGGAUGCGGUGGCGGUCUAUUUUGGCAAUCGCGUCCUUGGAGCACUGGCGUGGCUCAUGCCCCUCAGCGUCACCAUUAGCACCUUUGGCAGUGCCAAUGGUACGCUCUUUGCUGCCGGCCGGCUCUGUUUCGCGGCCAGCCGAGAGGGUCACCUGCUGGAUAUUCUCUCCUACGUUCAUAUACGCCGUCUAACACCUGCCCCAGGCCUGAUAUUCCACUCGCUGAUUGCCUCGGCAAUGGUGCUCCACGGCACGAUUGAUUCGCUGAUUGAUUUCUUCAGCUUCACCGCCUGGAUAUUCUACGGCGGAGCCAUGCUGGCCCUCAUCGUGAUGCGCUACACCAAGCCCAACUACCCGCGGCCCUACAAGGUGCCGAUCAUCAUUCCCGUUGUGGUCUUGGCCAUUUCUGUGUAUCUCGUGGCGGCGCCCAUAUUUGAGACGCCCCGUAUCGAGUAUCUGUACGCCAUGAUCUUUAUAUUCGCGGGCCUGAUCUUCUAUGUGCCGUUUGUUAAAUGGGGCAUGACGCCGAGAUUUAUGAAUAAAGUAACACUAUUCUUCCAGCUACUGCUGGAGGUGGUGCCCACUUCUUCGAUGGCCAUGUUCGAGUAGAAAGGACUCCAUAACCAUGGAAUGAUGAUGAUGAUGAGGAGAAGCAAAUACAUUCACUUAUUUACUAUACAAACAAGGAUAUAUGUUAGGAGUGAAGCCAGGGAUGGCGGCAAGGGAAGGAAUUUCGAUAGGGGGAUAUAUGUAUAUGUAGAAUUGAAAGGAACGAUUGAGCAACCUAUUAUGAUAUAUAUAUAUAUAUAUUGACGUUGUCGUUGACAAAAGUAAUGCUAGAGAAACAAAAAACUAUUUGAAAUAGUCUUUUUUAUGCUAUGAGCUGGUUACAUUCAUAUACAGAUACAUAGUACGUAUGUAUAUACAUAUACCUUUAUUGAUUGUGUGUAGGCCAAGUUGCAUAGUUGAUAAUACGUACUAUAGAACUAUAGAAACAUAUAUUUUUAUGUUUUAGUACCUAGAGAGAUCCCAAAAAAACAUACAAAAAAAAAAAAUCAAAUGACAAAAAACACACUCACAUACAGAGAAGACCUACAGAGAAGAAUAUCCUUGCCAAGCGGUUGGAAGUCUGACGGAGUGCUCGAGGUCGAAGGUUAAAGUACAGUGCCGCCAAAAGCACCACCAAUCAGUACAGUACCCACCUAAAAUAGGCAGCUUUCCGCAUCGAUUUGUUACUAUUAUUAUUAUUAAUAAUUUUUGAUCCUAAUCCCAAUCUCGAUACUAUAUACAAAAAAAAAAAUACCUGCGUUGAAUACGAGUUUAACGAUCUAGAGAUCGAUUUGAAUAGCAAUAUUUAUGUGUACAUUGUAUGUGACAAAGUGAUGUUUAUGCAACAAACAAAAAAAAAUCACAAGAACUACAACAACAAAAAGAAGAAAACUAUUUAAAAAAAAAGGACAAAAAACAAACCCCAACCGAAUGUUUCUAACUUUGACGCGUCAAGGAUGCGCGUUUCGAAAAUCGUAGGACUGCAAAAUAGGCAUUAAAAAUUUGUAAUUGAAUACCAAAAUUAAGGUCACUAGAAAAAAAAAAUGCAAACCAAAAAAAUAGCAAAAC